Messenger RNA from Sorex fumeus (smoky shrew), 230 nucleotides. RefSeq lists its product as uncharacterized. The record is from RefSeq and is a predicted model, not a curated record. The transcript has a single exon. Lineage: Eukaryota; Metazoa; Chordata; Mammalia; Eulipotyphla; Soricidae. The coding region runs from base 31 to 129 and encodes 32 amino acids.
CGGCGGGGCCUCAUGCCCUGACCCCCUCCAAUGUCACCCCCGACCCCCCGUGUCUCCGCGCAGCCCAGAAGUUGGAUGCGGAGGAAACAGCCGGGCAGGUUCCACAGGCCCUUUAAAAAGCCCACUUAAAAGUUGUCGCUCGCGCCGGGGCGACGGACGCCGCCGGGUGGGCGACCCCGGGACACGUGCGCGGCGCCCCCACCCCCACCCCACCCCGCCCCCGGCCCGCC